CAUAUGUCGUAUAUAUGUUUGGAACAGAGUAAAAUUACGUUGAUGCUCUGGAUAUCGAAAUGGAUUAAGGGCACAAAGGAUAGGAAGCUUUACAUACGCCGUACCAGGAUUGAGAAAAGACACCAUAUAGCAUGUCGUCACUCCUGUAUUUGCGUUUGUGGAUGCUCGGAAGCAUAGGAGUUGUUUCGGCUGUUUAUGGACGUAUGCACGAGAAAUGCGUGAGAUACUGUCAAAAUGAGCCACCUGAGAUCAGCGGAGCUUUUAGUGUCUGUAUCAAAGGAUGGGACAACUGUACCUACUGUAAAUUCUAUAACAACAACUGCCCAGAUAUCCAGGAAUGUCCUAACAAGGUUGCGCCUAUUCCAUCGAGAGGAAAUCGCUGCAUGAUUUGUCCAGGUGAAGAUUGUAUCUACAACGGGCAAAUUUACUAUACAGACGAAACGUUCGACUCGGUGGAUGGAAUAAACACAUGUAUUUGUAUGAGGAGCGGGGAGAUAAAAUGUGAGGAGCAUUAUCUUGGAUCACCGAUGACAUUUUGUAACUGAUUUCCCUACGAUUAUCUAUAUCAUUAUAUACACUCACUCAUAUACAUAUAUAUAUACAUAUAUACUUGUAAUAAAAUAAUUAAAUAGACUG
Messenger RNA from Pecten maximus, 636 nucleotides. RefSeq lists its product as uncharacterized. Lineage: Eukaryota; Metazoa; Mollusca; Bivalvia; Pectinida; Pectinidae. The transcript has 4 exons. The record is from RefSeq and is a predicted model, not a curated record. Bases 132 to 545 code for a protein of 137 amino acids.